Megalops cyprinoides (Indo-Pacific tarpon) is the source of this 514-nucleotide messenger RNA. RefSeq names its product LSM10, U7 small nuclear RNA associated (gene lsm10). The transcript has 2 exons. NCBI's taxonomy places the organism in Eukaryota, Metazoa, Chordata, Actinopteri, Elopiformes, Megalopidae. Gene Ontology annotation, molecular function: U7 snRNA binding; histone pre-mRNA DCP binding. Gene Ontology annotation, biological process: mRNA 3'-end processing by stem-loop binding and cleavage. Gene Ontology annotation, cellular component: nuclear body; cytoplasmic U snRNP body. The record is from RefSeq and is a predicted model, not a curated record. Bases 83 to 475 code for a protein of 130 amino acids.
AUUACAAUGGUAGAAGUGCUAUAUAGCUGACAUUUUUAUUGAUUUUACGAUAACAAUGUAGAUAAAACCUGUGCGGCGUAAAAUGGAUGCUGAAGAAAACAGAACGAUGGAGGUGACGCACUCGAUCCGGGAGCGCACGAUCGCUGAGAACAGCCUGGUCAUCUUGCUGCAGGGUCUCCAGGGUCAGGUGACCACGGUGGACCUGCGCGACGAGAGCACGGCUCGGGGACGCGUGCGGAACGUGGACGCCUUCAUGAACGUCCGGCUGGAGGAGGUGGUGUACAGGGACCGGAGAGGCCAGAUCAGCCGGUUAGCCGAUCUGUUCGUCACCGGCCGGAACAUUCGCUACGUCCACAUCCCUGACCAUGUGGACAUCAUGGACACCAUCCAGGCGCAGCUGCAGAAGAUCCACCGCGUGCGAAACUUUGGCGGGGAGAGGGGCGGCAGGAAGGAAUACUUAAAAACUAAAAAAUGACUUUUUUACCUUUUGCCCUUUGAUUUUUCAUGUUGUACA